AUGGAUGCGCAGUCAGAUACAAACUUUCUGCUGACCAGAUUCUCCAUUCUUUUGCUUAUUUACUCACUUUCAGCUCAAAUAGUUCCGAAUUCAAAACUACCAAUUGUGGUAUUCUUAGUUGGUAUGGCCUCAUCGAUUUACAAAACCAAUGCAUUUUCAUGGUUAAUUAAGAAAUUCAUUCAACAAGAUUUAACUUCAGAUAGACAAGAUCUUAUAAAUGCAGUUGCAAGUUUCAAAAGUUAUAGAUCAAGAGCAUUAGCUUGGAAUAAUAGGAAACUCAAAAAUUUGAAAAGAAUUAGUUAUGAAGAUUUUAAACAAGCUAAAGAAAUUGGUUACUUUGAGCAUAUACAUAACACAGAUAAAGCCAUUGAAACCAACGCUAAAUUGGCAAAGAAGAUUGCGGAAGAAGCUAUCACCAGAUAUGGAAUCACUGAACUAGAGCAAAGAAGUGCACUAUAUAAAGAUAAUUCAAGAGUAAUUGAAGCAUUAUGCCAUUUCACAAGAGAUUGGACAGAGUUAGGUGAUCCAGAACUGAAACCAUUAUUUGAUUACAUCAACACAAAUAUUAAUAAUAGUAUACCAACUGCCGAGGAAAGAGCUAAAACAGUUGUGGUUGUUCCUGGAUCUGGGUUAGGUAGAGUGGCCCAUGAAUUAGCAUCAAUGACUCCCCAAUUUGCAAGCGUUCAUUCGGUUGAAUUUUCACAAUUGAUGUACUUGUGUAAUGAAUUUGUUUAUUCUUCAAAACCUGAAAGUUUCAAAAUUCAUCCAUUCAUACAUACAUAUUCUCAUCAUGUUUCUGAACAAAAUCAAUUGAGAAGUACUUCUUUCAAAAGAAUUACUGAAAAACCUGGUAACCUUGUUAAUAACUAUGGUGAUUUUAGAAAGUUUCAAGUCCCUGAUAUUGACCAAUAUGAUAAUGUUGUUAUUGUCACUGCAUUUUUCAUUGACACUGCAGAAAACUUAUUUCAAUAUUUUGAUGGUAUAGAGAAACUCAUAGGACAUAAAAAGGGAUUAUGGAUCAACAUUGGACCUCUGAAAUAUGGAACUGCACCAAAAGUGGAAUUCUCACUAGAGGAACUCAGAAAACUUCGCAAAUUAAGAGGUUGGAAAGAUGUUGAUGAACCAAAACCUUAUGGAGCUGAAAUUUCCGGUUAUCUGACAGAUACAAAAGGUUUAUGGCAAGGUUAUUAUGGAUUAGGAAGAUGGACAUCUUCAUUUACAGCAUCAAAAUGA
Hansenula anomala is the source of this 1233-nucleotide messenger RNA. RefSeq lists its product as uncharacterized. The coding region runs from base 1 to 1233 and encodes 410 amino acids. The transcript has a single exon. Gene Ontology annotation, molecular function: S-adenosylmethionine-dependent methyltransferase activity. The record is from RefSeq and is a predicted model, not a curated record. NCBI's taxonomy places the organism in Eukaryota, Fungi, Ascomycota, Saccharomycetes, Phaffomycetales, Wickerhamomycetaceae.